AUGUCCUCUUCUUCAUCCAAGAGUAAUAAACAAGCUGCCUUAUCCCUGUUACAGAGCAAUAACAAUAAUAAUGACCAACCAUUAAUAGAUGAAGACCAUUUAUCAGAAAUAGAUUCACCAAAUUUAUUAGCCACAUCGGUAGAGAAUAAUUCAUUAUUAUCAUCAAAUUCUACAAUAUCGUUAUUAUCAUUAAAUAAACCAUCAAUGUCCAGAACAACAUCAUUUUCCAAUCCAUUAAUGUAUCAAAGAGUACAAUUUAGAAGAUAUUCAAAUAAUAAUGGUAAUGGUAAUCUUGAAAGAGGUGGUAUAAAUAUACCUCAACCACAAUCAUUACGGAUUGAUCCAGUUCCGGAAACUCCAAAUUUAGAUCCAAUAUCUAUACAAAAUUCACCAUCAAAUUUUUGGUUAAAUAAACCAAUGAUUAAAAGACAAAGUUCAAUUACACAAAAUGUUGAUUCACCAUUUCUUUAUCCAGUAAGGGAUCUCGAUGGGAAUGUUACACCGUUGAUUUUAAGUCCAAAUAGAAAUGAACUUAAGGAUGAUAGAAGAUGA
Molecule: messenger RNA, 552 nt
Organism: Hansenula anomala
Lineage: Eukaryota; Fungi; Ascomycota; Saccharomycetes; Phaffomycetales; Wickerhamomycetaceae
Exons: 1
Coding region: 1-552 (183 amino acids)
Source: RefSeq, a predicted model, not a curated record